This is a messenger RNA of Toxoplasma gondii ME49, 1918 nucleotides long. Its product is annotated as glycosyl hydrolases family 17 protein. The transcript has a single exon. Bases 1 to 1728 code for a protein of 575 amino acids. Gene Ontology annotation, molecular function: hydrolase activity, hydrolyzing O-glycosyl compounds. The record is from RefSeq and is a predicted model, not a curated record. Lineage: Eukaryota; Apicomplexa; Conoidasida; Eucoccidiorida; Sarcocystidae. Gene Ontology annotation, cellular component: plasma membrane. Gene Ontology annotation, biological process: carbohydrate metabolic process.
AUGCAGACUCCGCCUCCAUUCCUCCAGUCUGUCAGUCCAGAGUCGAUGGCAUCCGCCUCACAGGUGCCGGAGCGUGAAAACUUUUCAGAAUGGGAAUGCCGAUGGAGGUGUGCACCAUUCCCGUCGGUGUGCUCUUUUGGGAAUUCGUCAGAGACAGCAUGUCCGUUCUUGGUGACAGCAAGCAUCGGAAGUGCCCUUAGGGCGUCUAGAGCAUCUUGGAACGCAGUCCGUGAUCGGAUUCCACAGACGUCUACGAAAACGUGUGCGUGUCCUUCUGCCUGUAUCGUGUUCCCUGGUAGAGGACGUUGCAGAUUGGCGCGGUGGCGGAUCAUGCGCCGGUUCGCAUGUCUGACGGCGACAUUCGGCUUCGGUAUUCUCACGUUGUUCCAUAUUUUGGUACCGUCGCCGUCGCAGGCUCAGCCGUGGUGCAAGUACGACUUGUCACUGACUCCAAAAGAAACAAAGGAGCGUAACUGUGGGUUCGUAUGUCCAAAUCCAUGGGGUGCUGAAGACCCCCACGAAUGCGGCGAACCUCAUCCGUGCUGCUGCGCUCCCGUGUGCGACAAGCAGGAGGCUACGAAGCACGCCUUCAUCGGGAUCAACUGGUCCGACAAAUACUCGAAACUGAAGAUGAGUCGCGAGCGAAUGUUUGGGAUUCUGAAGCGCAAUGGCUUCUCCCACAUCAAGCUGUUCUCACCUGACGGUCUCGCCUCCAUUCAAAGGGUGUACGGUUCAGAUGUGCAUGUGUAUGUCGCUCUGCCAAAUCGAAUGCUGACUCAUUUGGCCAGCAACGAAGCGUAUGCCCUGCGCGUUAUCCAGCGCCAGAUUCAGCCUUUUGCGCACCUGAUUCGUCUUUUGAUCGUCGGCAACGAGCCCCUGAUCUGCAUCAAGACCGCGGAGUGGGCAACGAAACAAGAAUGCGGCUCGCUGAACAUCCCUGCGAAACUCCUGCCGGCCAUGAGAAACGUCAAGAAGAGCCUCCGGCAGGUGGGAUUAGAGCGCAUGCCUGUGACUACCGCGUUCAACGGAGGGAUUCUGGAAAUGUCAAAAAAUCCGUGGACACCGUGUGUCGCGGACUUUCGCGAUGUUGUGAAACCCAUUCUUCGCAACGUGUGGGCAUUUUUGGAGGAACAAACGCCUCGCGCGCCGUUCAUGGUCAACAUUUACUCCUGGUUUGCAGCCAUGGCCGGCCACAUCACUCCAGAUAUCUCCGUUGGUGUCCCGUCUGCUUCGGGGCACGUCCCGUUCGAUGGCGCGUACCAGUACUACUUUAACUUUGACAUGCAGGUGGAGAUGCAACGGGUUGCCAUGUGCAAAAACAACGUGACACAUUUGGACCUGUGGAUCGGCGAAACCGGGUGGCCUUCGGCAGACAGUCCGCGAGCGACUCUAACGAAUGCGUACUACUACUUUAAGCACGUCGUCAUGCGGGCGCAGGGCAUGACUCUGCAUAAUGCGACUGAAGAUACGAUACGGACGCGAGGACUCGCCUACCCGAUUUUCCUGUUCGAGGCUUUCGAUGAAAUGUUCAAGUUCGAAAUUGAACAUGGAAACAAGUUCGAAAACAACUUCGGUCUCUUUUACGAGAAUGGACUGCCGAAGUGGGGCACACCCGAUGGCCUUCUAGCCCUGCCUAUCCCGAAUGGUACAAAUGCCACAGAAAGCGAGAGUCAGAAAAACAGUGCUCAGCCUCGUGUUUCUGCUCGACGACUUGACGACGAUUUCUGAACAACGCCAUCUUACUUCGGUCGCUGACUGUCCACUGCCCACCCGAGUCUGCUCACUGCAACUUUUCCGAACUGUUUUCGUAGUCUCGAACAAGUAGGGAAUCGCGCAUGUUCCAUCUUCUCUUUAUCAUGUAUUGCCCAAACCAACGUACAGGGAGGUAAGGAACAAAUGGGUGCUUCUCUUCAGUGCA